AUGAGAUCCGCACUUUCUUUGAAGCCGAACAACGCAAGUUCAACAGCUCACAAUGUGACACUUCACAAAGCAUCGACAACAACGACUAAUGCACCAGUAUUGGGAGGAAAAUUGACUCGCCAAAUUGGUUCAAGCAAUUUGCGGCGGGAUAUGAUCACCGGCGAGAGUCCUCUGAUCAAAUUCGAAGUCAAAGAGAACUUUGAAGUUUUCGAAGACGUCGAGCAGAAUGAGAAUGUGGAGGUCGUGGAAGAGACGGAUAACAACAUCAUACAUGAGCUCGAACGAAAGAUGGAAGAAAAGAAAAAUGAGCUCAAAUUCAUGGAACCUCGUGAAGCAUACGAUAUGAUGUCCCGUCUCUCGGAGCCUCCAUCAGAAGCAUUUUCCAUUUCCACGAAUUAUGAUGACGAUGACUUUGAUAAAGUAUCGGUUGCAUCUUCCUUCACAACCACAGUCCGAGCAUCAUUCUCAGCAUUCCGUAUGGAUUCUUGCGAGCCAACACCAGUCGAUUUGAAAAAAGAGACAGUAUCGGUUCUCCCAAAAGUUCCAACAAAAGAAGAACGAGAUGAUGCGAUGUUCUCAUCAGAAGAAUAUGCCCAGGAUAUUUUCAAUUAUAUGCUCCACCGACAGAAGAAGUAUCGCCCGAACGCCGAUUCGUUGUUGAGACAAAAUCAAGUCAACGAGGAAAUGAGAACGAUUCUUAUCGAUUGGUUCAGUGACGUUGUCAACGAGUACAAUUUGGACAAGGAGACGUUCCAUCUGGCAGUUUUGCUUGUGGAUCGAAUUCUUUCUUUCCUCCAUGUAGAUAAACAUCAAUUCCAGCUUGUUGGAACGACGGCACUGAUGAUUGCAGCAAAAUACGAAGAAAUCUUUCCACCAGAGAUUCAAGACUUCUCCACGAUCACAGACAACACAUAUGGAGUCCGCGAAAUUCUCCAGAUGGAAGCUUUCAUGCUCCCAAGGCUCGACUUUGUCGUCUCCCUUCCAACAGCAUCGUGGUUCGGUGCUUCGUUUGGAAAACGAAUGAAGUUCACACUCAAGAUGAAGAAAACAUUGAGCUAUCUCCUGGAUCUUUCACUCGUUGACAUCGAUUUCCUUAGAUAUCAACCAUCUGAAGUUGCCGCCGCUGCCGCCUGUUUCACAAAUGUUCAACAUGACAAAGAAGCAUGGCCAAAGCACAUGGUUGAUUUCACCGGCAUCACAACGGAAGCAUUCCUUGAUGUGCUCUCUGAGCUGCAUAGAAUGUACAUUUGUUCAUCUACGUCAGACUGCAAGUCCUUAUUCAACAAGUACUGUGAAAUUGAUCAGAAGGAAGUGGCUUUGAUUUCGGCACCAACUGAUAAAUUGAGCAAAAUCUUCCCAACGAUUUUCGGAGCUCCUCCCAAUAAGAAGAAGCCUAUCGAGUAG
Messenger RNA from Caenorhabditis briggsae, 1404 nucleotides. Bases 1 to 1404 code for a protein of 467 amino acids. Gene Ontology annotation, molecular function: cyclin-dependent protein serine/threonine kinase regulator activity. Gene Ontology annotation, cellular component: cyclin A2-CDK2 complex; cytoplasm; nucleus. The record is from RefSeq and is a predicted model, not a curated record. NCBI's taxonomy places the organism in Eukaryota, Metazoa, Nematoda, Chromadorea, Rhabditida, Rhabditidae. Gene Ontology annotation, biological process: regulation of cyclin-dependent protein serine/threonine kinase activity; mitotic cell cycle phase transition. The transcript has 6 exons.